AUGACAAUAGAAAACCUGUUAGCAGACGCGGCGAAAAUCGUAGACAAGAUCAACAAAAUUAACAAAAGUAAAGAGGAUCUGAGGAAAAUAGUAACAGAUGGACUGUCAUCUCUUGGCUAUGAUUCCUCUAUUUGCAAAUCCAAAUGGGACAAAUCUCUCUCUUACCCAGUAGGGGAAUAUGAAUAUAUAGAUGUGAUAGUGGAAGGGGAAAGAUUGUUGAUGGAUAUAGAUUUCCAAUCGGAGUUUGAGAUAGCGAGAUCGACUGGGACGUACAAGGCGAUAUUGCAAUCUCUACCGUACAUAUAUGUGGGGAAAGCCGAUCGGUUGGGUCAAAUAGCGUCGAUAGUAUCGGAGGCAGCGAAGCAGAGUUUGAAGAAAAAGGGGAUGCACUUUCCGCCUUGGAGGAAAGCUGAUUACAUGCGUGCCAAAUGGCUCUCUCCUUAUACACGACGAACAACAACUAAUCAACCUGGCCUAGGUUGUUGUGGGUUUUAA
Quercus robur (English oak) is the source of this 495-nucleotide messenger RNA. RefSeq lists its product as uncharacterized. The transcript is spliced from 3 exons. The record is from RefSeq and is a predicted model, not a curated record. The coding region runs from base 1 to 495 and encodes 164 amino acids. Lineage: Eukaryota; Viridiplantae; Streptophyta; Magnoliopsida; Fagales; Fagaceae.